Molecule: messenger RNA, 1200 nt
Organism: Diprion similis
Lineage: Eukaryota; Metazoa; Arthropoda; Insecta; Hymenoptera; Diprionidae
Exons: 4
Coding region: 1-1200 (399 amino acids)
Source: RefSeq, a predicted model, not a curated record
AUGGAGGACAUUAGGUGCUUACUAUUCGGCUUAUCCACGAGUCCAUAUGUCUUUAAUAAGAUAAUGAAACCGGUAAUAAAUGUAUUAAGGGGUCAAGGUUUUCUGUCAACAAUAUAUCUCGACGAUAUAUUAUUCAUAGGGAAACAUUUUCAAAGCUGUCAGGAAAACGUUCUGAAAUCGAAAGAGCUAUUAGAAAAGCUUGGAUUUGUCAUAAAUUACAAGAAAAGUUCACUAAUUCCAGCAAAAAAAUUUUUGAACGCGGCGUGUCCGGCAGUUGCCUACAGCACCGUGUAUUGUAAGAGACUCGAGAGAGAAAAAUUUCUUGCGCUGAUAAUAAAUGAUGGAAAUUACGAGGCAUAUAUGACAGUAAGCAGUAAACUCAAAGAUGAUUUAAAUUGGUGGAAAAUAAACAGUCAAAUUGGAGUAAUUCCCAUGAGGACGCUCGAAUACAGAGCCGAAAUUUUUUCAGACGCCUCUUUAACAGGAUGGGGGGCUCACUGUGAUAAGUUAUCCAUAAACGGUUGGUGGGGUGUUGAAGAAAGAAAACGUCACAUAAAUUAUCUAGAGCUUCUGGCGGCUUUUUACGCUUUAAAAAGUUUUACGAAUCAGUUACACGACUGUGAAAUUUUGCUAAGGCUCGAUAAUACUACUGCGAUAGCGUACGUAAACAAAACUGGAGGAAUUCAAUACCCAAUCUUGAACGAGCUCGCACGUCAGAUUUGGCAGUGGUGCGAAGAGAAAAAAAUAUGGAUACACGCCUCGUAUAUAGCUUCAAAAGAAAACGUUUAUGCAGAUGCAGCUUCUCGAAUCACGAACACAGACACAGAAUGGGAGUUGUCAGAAAAAGCUUUUCAAAAAAUAAAUAAGAAAUUUGGUCCAUUUAGCAUUGAUUUGUUUGCCACGGAUUUAAACAAAAAAGUGAAGAGAUUCUGUUCUAGAUUUCCUAAUCCGAAUGUAUUUAAAGUCGACGCCUUCACAAUAUCGUGGAAAAACGAAAAACCGUACGCAUUUCCCCCAUUCGCGGGAGAAGUCACACCCACUAUCACGAACACUUUCGCUGGUGGUCGGUCAGUUGUCAGGCAAGCAUUUUUAAGAAAAGGCCUCGACGAAGAAGCAGCGGAUAUCAUGGUCAAUUCACUCGCGAAAUCUACGAUGAAACAAUAUGAAUCUUCGCUUAGAAAGUGGUGGAAUUUCACCUAA